This is a messenger RNA of Paramecium tetraurelia, 1398 nucleotides long. RefSeq lists its product as uncharacterized. Gene Ontology annotation, molecular function: protein serine/threonine phosphatase activity. Gene Ontology annotation, biological process: protein dephosphorylation. The transcript is spliced from 4 exons. NCBI's taxonomy places the organism in Eukaryota, Ciliophora, Oligohymenophorea, Peniculida, Parameciidae. The record is from RefSeq and is a predicted model, not a curated record.
AUGAAUUAAAGGAUUUUUGAUUACACUAAAUCAGCAUCUAAGCGAUUAAAAAGCCCAAGAAUUUUCAAAACUGAAGCCAAUUAUUAGUACCAUAGUAGAGAUAACAAAAAUGAUAACUAAAAUAAAGCGAAAUCAUUUAUAAAUGAUAGGCCUGUUUAGGGAUAGAGAGAUUAGAGUGAGAAACAAUAUUAGAUAACAAAAAAUCGAUUGACUGUUAAUAAUUAUUCAUAACAAAGCAGGUAAUAAUUAAACAACACUCACAAUAAAUACAACUCCUUUUUGGACUCUAUCAUGAAACUAAAUAAAUCAAAAGAAAUAAAUAGAAUACCAAUCAGAUCUCGAAAAUAAUUGUGGCAUAAUUAUGUAAGUAAAUAUCUCACUUAAACAAAAAAGGUUAAUCCAGAUUCUUCAGUUCCUGAGAGAAGAGUUCAUAGUCAAAUUAACAUUUUAAAAGCAGAGGAAAUCUAUAAUAAAAAUAGAUCAACGGCUUCUUUAUGUAGUUUUGAAUCUCAAGAUAAUCUUCAAUUAAAUCUAAAAUAUACUCAUAAAACCAGAUAAGGUUAAAUAGCAAAUAACCCUACCAAAGUAAACUAAGACAUAUUCUAUUGUUAAACUAAUCUCGUCGAGAAUUUACAUUUAUUUUUUGUAUGUGAUGGACAUGGACAAAAUGGACAAUUUGUGUCCAAUUUCAUCUAAACUAAUUUGCCAAAUAGCAUUCGAAGAGAUAAAUUAUCAUAAUAAUCUCAUCAAAUAAAAGAAACACUUCAGAAAUCCAUCUAAAACAUCUCUGUUAAUGUAAACAAAUAAUCUUUUGAUACAAAUUUUAGUGGUUCUACAUUGAAUGGUAUAAUAUUGUAAGAAAAUGGUAAAAUACAUUCAUUUAAUGUUGGCGAUAGUAGAACAGUCAUUGGGAAAUUCAUAGGAUAUGGUUCUAAAUUUAAACCUUAUUAAUUAUCAGUUGAUCAUAAAUUAACCAUUAAAAAAGAGUAAUAUAGAGUAAUUUCAUCAGGAGGUAAAAUAGAUACAUUCUAUGACUAAAAUGGUAAUCCAAUUGGACCAAUGAGAGUUUGGGUAAAUGGAACCCAAUAUCCAGGUUUAGCUAUGAGUAGAAGUAUAGGAGACUAAGUAGCCUAAUCGAUUGGAGUUAGCAGUGUUCCAGAUAUUGUUGAAUAUUAAUUGGGAUCUAAUGAUAAAUUUAUCAUUAUAGCCUCAGAUGGAAUAUGGGAGUUCUUAGAUAAUUAGAUAAUCGUUGAUAUUAUUGGAAAAUACUACUAACAAAAUAAUAUUGAAGGAGCUAGUGAAGAAUUGAUGAGGGUUGCAUAUAGAAUGUGGACGAUAGAUGAUGACUCAGUUAUUGAUGAUAUCACUUUUAUAAUAAUAUUUAUUUAGAAUUAAUGA